Haliotis rufescens (red abalone) is the source of this 1243-nucleotide messenger RNA. RefSeq lists its product as uncharacterized. The transcript has 3 exons. The record is from RefSeq and is a predicted model, not a curated record. The coding region runs from base 67 to 405 and encodes 112 amino acids. NCBI's taxonomy places the organism in Eukaryota, Metazoa, Mollusca, Gastropoda, Lepetellida, Haliotidae.
GCCCUGGUCACGAAGUAUGCUUUAGCCUGGCACAAGUAUUUGGGAGCUCAGUGAUCCUCGUGUAAAAUGCUGCGUUUACUUUUUCCCGUUUCCAUGGCAAUGCUGGCCGUAGUUUUGAUCCAAAGAGGUGAAAGCGCCUGCAAGAAGUGCGCUAAGGGAACUGACGACGCAAGCUGCAUCAUGAAUUUCACGUCAACUUUCGCUGAAGACGACAAGUUGUGUGCCAAAGUAAAGAAUAGUUCAACAGAUGGUGAUUUGUGCAAGGCCUUUCCCCCGGGCUACAGGCUGGUCUGUGACAAAAAUAUCACCUGUGAUGGCACCUGCUCCGCUGCCAUGGCAACAGGCAUCAACAUGCUCACUCCAGUUGUGCUUGUGGCCAUUGUACUACUUUACUUAAGCCGAUAAGGAAAUCGUGUUUGUAUUAAAAAUGACAAAUGAACUCCCCUGCUGCAAUUCUGCAGGGUAAUGCAUUUUGCAACUAAACGAUUUAAUAAUUUUGUUUGUAUACUUUUUCUCAAUAAAGUAUGUAUAUCUGGACAUACAUGUAAAAUUACCCCAACCCUCCUUUGUUCGGCCUUUACUCCAGUAUAAACCCCAAACUGAGCCUCUUUAGUUGUCAUUAUUUAUACUCUCUCUCUUGCUUUCUCUCUCUCUCUCAUCAACAUAACUUAUGCUUUGUGGCAAGUAAUUUGUACGUGUAUAACAUUUCCUUUCUUUUUCAAUGUUUCAGUAGAAGACAAAUAAUGAACAUGUAACUGAAUUAUUCACUUUGUAUUGAAGUGAAAAUAUCAUUUUGUGUUUGGUGAUUAUUAUUAAUGUUGUGAUUGAUGGAAGCUUAGGUGGGAAAGAUGCAUAUCAAUAAAUUAUUGAAUAUACUCAGACCAUUUUGCACAUUUUGAGAUUCUAUUCUGCAGAUCAAUUGCCUGAUAUGGUUAUUUGUUUUUUGAAAGCCACAAAAACCUAAAAAGUAACCUCCAUUGAACAUCUUCGUUGUUGCCUCUUGCAUCUGGGCAUACUGAAGUAAAAUAUGCGAAACAAGAAAACAAACAUAUCAGGUAAUAAACAAUUCUACAAGAAAGAAUCUCACCCUGGGUGUAAUGAUAUGCGCAACAUGGUUCGAUGACCUACCCCCUUCUCUAUAAUGAACUCAUCCAGUGAUAAGCGAUACAUUAGAGAUGGAGUGGGUUGUCACAAGGAUUCAUUGUCUAACACCUUUCUGAAUCAAUAAAGAAUAUCAUCAACA